AUGCUGCCGCUGCUGCCGCUGCUGCUGCUGUGCGCCCCGGGGCUGAGCCUGCCCUCGGGGGGGCCCCCGGCCGACACCGCGGUGGUCACCCCCCUCCGCCUGGACCCCGACAUCAACGGGCGGCCUUACUUCAGGCGGGGGCCCGCCGAGCCCCCCCGGGGAGGGCAAGCGGUGGUUUUCCAGCUCUCGGCUUUCGGGGAGGAUUUCUACCUCCACCUCUCCCCCGACGCCCACUUCAUCGCGCCCGCCUUCGCCGCCCAGUACCUGGGGGGCGCGCCCGGCGCCGCCCGCCCCCUCCCCGGCCUCCGCCACUGCUUUUAUUCGGGGGAUGUCAACGCCGACCGGGAGUCUUUCGCCGCCCUCAGCCUUUGCGGGGGGCUCCGGGGGGCUUUCGGCUACCGUGGAGCCGAGUAUGUCAUCAGCCCGCUGGCGGGGGGGGCGGCCGGCGGAGCCCACCGCCUGCAGCGCCGCAGCCCCGGCCGCCCCGUCGGGGCCGGAGCAUCCCGCUGCGCCGUGGGCUCCGGGCUCACCCCCGGGGUGCUGCAGGCGCUGGACAAGUACCGGGGGCGUGGGGGGGGGAAAGGGGGUCGGGCCAAGCGCUUCGCCUCGGUCCCGCGUUACGUGGAGACCUUGGUGGUGGCCGACGAGUCGAUGGUGAAGUUCCACGGGGAUGACCUCCAGCACUACCUGCUCACCCUGAUGGCCACGGCCGCCCGCCUCUACAAGCACCCCAGCAUCCGUAACCCCAUCCAGAUCUCCGUGGUCAAGUUCCUCCUCAUCGGGCAGGAUGACAAGGGGCCCAAGGUCACCGGCAACGCCGCCCUCACCCUCCGCAACUUCUGCGCCUGGCAGAAGAAGUGGAACAAGGUCAGCGACAAGCACCCCGAGUACUGGGACACCGCCAUCCUCUUCACCAAGCAGGACCUGUGCGGUGCCACCACCUGCGACACGCUGGGGAUGGCGGACGUGGGCACCAUGUGUGACCCCAAGCGCAGCUGCUCCGUCAUCGAGGACGACGGGCUGCCCUCGGCUUUCACCACCGCCCACGAGCUGGGCCACGUCUUCAACAUGCCCCAUGACAACGUGAAGGCCUGCGAGGAGGUCUUCGGUCGGCUGAAGACCAACCACAUGAUGUCACCCACCCUCAUCCAGAUCGACCGCGCCAACCCCUGGUCAGCCUGCAGCGCUGCCAUCAUCACCGACUUCCUCGACAGCGGCCAUGGAGACUGCUUGCUGGACCAGCCGGCGAAACCCAUCCCGCUGCCCGAAGACCUGCCGGGGACGAGCUACAGCCUGAACCAGCAGUGCGAGCUGGCCUUCGGCGUGGGCUCCAAGCCCUGCCCGUACAUGCAGUACUGCGCCAAGCUGUGGUGCACAGGCAAGGCGCGCGGGCAGAUCGUCUGCCAGACCCGUCACUUCCCCUGGGCGGACGGCACCGGCUGCGGCGAGGGGCGCUUCUGCCUGAAGGGUGCCUGCGUUGAGAGGCAUAACAUCAGUAAGUACAGGGUGGAUGGCGGCUGGGCGAAGUGGGCACCCUACGGGCAGUGCUCGCGGACGUGUGGCGGUGGGGUGCAGCUGGCCAAGCGGGAGUGCACCGACCCGGUGCCUGCCAACGGGGGCUCCUACUGCGAGGGUGUCCGCGUCAAGUACCGUUCCUGCAACCUGGACCCCUGCUCUGCUGCAGUGCCAGGAAAGAGCUUCCGCGAGGAGCAAUGUGAGGCUUUCAAUGGCUACAGCCACAGCACCAAUCGCCUCACCGCCUCCGUCUCCUGGGUCCCCAAAUACUCCGGCAUCUCGCCCCGGGAUAAAUGCAAGCUCAUCUGCCGGGCUAACGGCACCGGCUACUUCUACGUGCUGGCACCCAAGGUUGUGGACGGCACCCCUUGCUCCCCAGACUCCACUUCGGUCUGCGUCCAGGGCAAAUGCAUCAAAGCAGGCUGUGACGGGAAGCUGGGCUCCAAGAAGAAGUUCGACAAAUGCAGCGUCUGUGGAGGAGACAACAAGAGCUGCAAGAAGGUCUCAGGCUUGUUCACCAAACCCAUGCAUGGCUACAACUUUGUGGUGGUCAUCCCCGCGGGCGCCUCCAAUAUUGACAUCAGGCAGCGGGGCUACAAAGGGCUGAUCAGUGACGACAACUACCUGGCGCUGAAGAAUGGGCAGGGCAAGUACCUGCUGAACGGCCACUUCAUCGUCUCAGCCGUGGAGAGGGACCUGAUGGUGAAGGGCAGUGUCCUGCGGUACAGCGGCACCGGCACCGCCGUCGAGAGCCUCCAAGCCUUCAAGCCCAUCCAGGAACCUCUGACUUUGGAGGUGCUCUCCGUGGGGAAGAUGACCCCUCCUCGGGUACGCUACUCCUUCUACCUCCCCAAGGAGAGCAAGGAGGACAAGUCCUCCUACAAGAAGGAGGGCAAGACCCCACCGGACCUCAACAACAGCGUCCUCAGACUGUCCAACCGCUUGGACAGUGGGAGACCGAGCUACAAGCGUCCUUCCUACAAGUGGGCGGCGGGCGGCUGGGAAGCUUGCUCCGUCACCUGCGGCGAUGGGUUGCAGAAGCGUUCGGUGGCUUGUCGCGACUCCUACGGCCAACCGGCUGCAGAGUGCGAUGCGGCACAGCGGCCGGCUGAUGUCCGGCUGUGUGGGGAGCCCUGCCCGGUGUGGGAAGCUGGACCUUGGUCUCCCUGCUCCAAGAGCUGUGGUCGGGGUUUCAAGAGACGGGUGCUGAAGUGCACGGUCCCAACCGGGCGCCCGCUGCCCCGGGAGAGUUGCAAUUUUCGGAGGAAGCCACAGGAGCUGGAUUUUUGCACCUUGAGGCCGUGCUGAGCGGGUCAAGGGGUGUCUGCGAGGAAGGGCAUGGUGUUCCUCUGGCUGGAUGUGGCCGAGUGGCAGCCAGGGCUUGGGAGAGGGGGAGAUGUCCAUAGCACAUAUCAAACAGGGGGAAAAAAAAAAAAGAAAAAAUGGGAAAAAAGGGGACCUGGGUGUGGGGACAGAGCACGCACACCCCAUGUGCCCGGGAGAGGGGGAUUUUACCAACCAGGUCGCUCGCAGACAGAGCGGGAACGAACAUCUACCUCGAAGCCGCCAAACGACGCGGAAACUCACCGGCGGAGGCUGGGAGUCAGGGGGGGACGGAUGGAAACGAGGGGGAUCACUGCCCGGGAUGGAUCCAAGGACAGGCAGGGAGAUGCCCCUAAAUUGCACAGUUGAAGCCUCCCCCAUCUUCCCAGGGCCAAGCCUACCUCCCCCCUCCCCGGACUCCCCCAACACUCGUGCUAAAUGGGACCAAAAGGUUUUUACCAAUGCAACGACGGCAAAAUUAUACUGUCCAACUACCGGCGCGACGACGUGCUGGGGCUCAUAGGGACUGAUGCCUGCAGGGCUUGCUGGCGAUGACUUUGCAGCCCCGGGUGGUCUGGAGAGCCCCAGCAGCAUCCCUGGGCCAGGCUGGAAGGUGGUGGCUUUAUUUUUGUUUUCUCCUCAUGUUUAUGACCUGACCAGUGUAGAUUUUAUGGUGCUUAACUCUUUAUUUUUUUAACCUCCUUCCUCCCACCCCGAUGGAUGUAAACCUUGCGUAGCGGGGAUGGUGUUAUUCCCAGCGGGCUCUCUCACCUUUCCUAUGGUGCUUUGGGAUGGGGCUGUGCCGGCAUCCAGCGGGUAGCUGGAUGCUCCUUUACACCCGCGUCCAGGGCAGGUUAUAAACCGCCUGCCUGAAGUUUUUCAGGGCUACAGGGGUUCACUAUGGACCUGAGAUCUGAGCUGUCAUUCCAAAAAAAGCAACUGUACUGUAGUAUGCGGCACGGUGCCAUACGGGGCAGACGCAGCCCCGCCAGUCGCCGGUACUUGACUCCGCUCUGGAAAUGGUGCUCGCUGCUUAAUGGGACCAGUAUGCCAUGCCCAGACAUCCCACCGCCCUCUGCCCUCCAACCUUUGGGCUGGGUUGGGUGAUUUUUUUCUCUGCGUUAAGCCCCCCAGAGAUAAUCCUGAGCUGAACUCUGGCAGAGCUGGGGAGACUUCCCCAGCAUCACUUUUGAGCUGCGGGAGCAGAAGGUAAAUUUGGGGUCUUGGGCUUUCCUGGGGCAAAGGAGCUCAGCGGGGUUCAGGCAUGUGGGGAGAAAGGGGGGGUUGAGCCUCUUGCUGCUUCCCCCCCAGGGUUUUGUGCAAGGGUUUAUUUGGUACCUCUGAUGGUUACAUAGCAUUGUGCCCAUUGUGGUCGGAGGCUCUCUUUCCUCACACACCGCCCUCUUCUCAACGACCCUUUAAUGCAUCAUUUAGGUCUCUUGCUCAGAUCCUACCAUCAGAGACCAUUUCACUUUUUGCUUUUCCACUGAUGAAGGUGCCCCUUAAUUAGCUGGGACCAUGAGCAAGCCAGAGUCUCUGGGUCGCGCUAUGCCAUUACUGGGAUCAGCAGAAAGGGUCUAUAGGGAUGAUACACAGAUUACGUGUAGGCAGAAGAUGCUGUCUCGGCAGCUAGAGGCUUGGAGCCUACCUUGCUUGCUCGGUCCCAUGCAGGUAUAGCAUGGAAACUCCUCGUGCCCUUUGGUCUGCUCCGAAAGGUCUUCAGCUGUGGGCAAGGUGAGAAAGAUCACAAGAAACAGGACAGCAGCAGCACAAGGGUUUCCUUGCUAGACCUUUCCACCAGCUUAGCAAACUCCUCGUGACAAUGUUUCUGGACCCAUCCUCCCUGGAUUUAUGUAAUGCCUUUUUCAACACAAGAAUAUUUUGUGUCUCCACGCUGCUCGAUAGAGCCAGGAGCAGAUGUUGUGGUUGCUCUGCAUAGCAGGGGACAGGAUUUAAUGUUUUGGGAAAUCCCUUCCAGGUCUCCAUUCCCAUGAAGGUAUCAUCCAUUUUCGGAGGGUUUUCCUGCGUAGCCGAGCCCACCGUGCUUUCGUUUGGGGGCACGGCUCUGAGGAGCUGCCCUUUUGUGUCUUGCCAUCCAAGAGAUGGUUUCCAAGCCACCGAGAAAUCGUCACCCUAGUUCGUGGGGAGGGGAAGGAUGGGGCAGGAGGGAUUUCUUGUGUUGCGGUUCUUUUGCCGAAUGUGCAGCAAAAGGACGGAGAUGCCGAUCGUACUGGCUGCUUUGUGUAUACCAUGUAUACUAAACAUCGAUCUCUGCUGUUUGUGCGUCAAUAGCAAACCUGAAAUAAAACUGUAUUUAAAGUUA
This is a messenger RNA of Gavia stellata (red-throated loon), 5161 nucleotides long. It is a transcript of the gene ADAMTS15, whose product is annotated as ADAM metallopeptidase with thrombospondin type 1 motif 15. The coding region runs from base 1 to 2823 and encodes 940 amino acids. The transcript has 8 exons. Gene Ontology annotation, biological process: proteolysis; extracellular matrix organization. The record is from RefSeq and is a predicted model, not a curated record. Gene Ontology annotation, molecular function: metalloendopeptidase activity; zinc ion binding. NCBI's taxonomy places the organism in Eukaryota, Metazoa, Chordata, Aves, Gaviiformes, Gaviidae.